Molecule: messenger RNA, 496 nt
Organism: Tripterygium wilfordii
Lineage: Eukaryota; Viridiplantae; Streptophyta; Magnoliopsida; Celastrales; Celastraceae
Product: DNA-directed RNA polymerases II, IV and V subunit 9A-like
Exons: 1
Coding region: 149-496 (115 amino acids)
Biological process (GO): DNA-templated transcription; transcription-coupled nucleotide-excision repair; maintenance of transcriptional fidelity during transcription elongation by RNA polymerase II
Cellular component (GO): RNA polymerase II, core complex
Molecular function (GO): nucleic acid binding; DNA-directed RNA polymerase activity; zinc ion binding
Source: RefSeq, a predicted model, not a curated record
ACCAGCCCAAUCUAGAAAGGAAAACAACAAAAAAACACCAGGAUUUUCUAGAUGAGCAUCAUCUCUCUCAUUUGGCAGUGGUAUAUAAAGUCGCCACCAUUGCUUGCUUGGUCGACCACAUCUGUCAUCACAUGUCUAUCUGGUUUAAAUGACAACAUACAAGUUUUGCCCCGACUGCAACAACAUAUUGUACCCUAAAGAGGACAGGAAACAGAAGAUCCUCUUGUACGCCUGCCGCAACUGCGACCACCAGGAGGUUGCCGACAGUUUUCGCGUUUAUAGAAACCAAGUGCAACACUCCACCGGGGAGCUGACCCAAGAAUUGCUGGAAGCGGCAGCUGAUCCAACUCUCCCUCGCACGAAAUCGGUUCGUUGCCCAGAGUGUAACCAUGGAGAAGCUGUCUUCUUGAACGCCAAGUCUAGAGGGGAUGAUGGUUUUACUCUCUUUUAUGUCUGCUGCAACCCCAAUUGUGGAUAUCGCUGGAGAGAAAAUUAA